This is a messenger RNA of Chironomus riparius, 1507 nucleotides long. NCBI's taxonomy places the organism in Eukaryota, Metazoa, Arthropoda, Insecta, Diptera, Chironomidae. The record is from the annotation of a GenBank genome assembly.
GCGCAGGGUGUGAAGUUGCGAUUGAAACGUUUAUUACUUUGUUUACUUCUUUUGCAGAGCAUUUUCUUUAAAUUUAAUUAGAUUUACGAUAGAAAUAAAGCUAAUUAUACUAGUUUCUAAGUGAUAAAAAGUGAAUCAAAAUUGUCUCAUUAAGUGCUGCAAGAAAAACUGUCGGAAUUUUGCUGGAAUUAAGAAUUAAGGAAAUACAAAAUUAAAUUCAUUAAAAAUGUUUCCACAAAGUAAUCAAUCAAAUCCAAUGAAGGAUAUAGAAGUUACAGCACCACCAGACGACACAAUAUCAGCAAUGAAAUUCUCACCUGCAACGUCUUUACCUAAAAACUUUUUGCUCGCUGGAAGUUGGGAUUGUAGUGUAAGAUGUUGGGAAGUUGCUGAUACCGGAUCAACAAUUCCAAAGGCAAUGAAAACAAUGACUGCACCUGUUAUGGAUGUAUGUUGGCACGACGAUGGUACAAAAGCAUUUAUUGCAGGAGCUGACAAAACAGGAAGAGUAUGGGAUUUAGCAGCUGAUCAAGUCAUGCAAGUUGCAGCUCACGAUAAUACUGUCAAGACAUGCCACUGGGUUAAGGCACCUAAUUACUCAUGCUUAAUGACUGGAAGUUGGGAUAAAACGCUAAAGUUCUGGGAUUUACGACAACCGAAUCCUAUUCUACAAUUUGCAUUACCUGAACGCUGUUAUACAGCAGAUGUUGAAUAUCCAAUGGCCGUUGUUGGAACUGCAAAUAGGCAUGUCAUUAUAUAUUCUCUCGAAAAUCAACCACAAGAAUAUAAAAGACACGAAAGUCCUCUAAAAUAUCAGCAUCGUUGUGUCUCAAUAUUCAAUGAUAUGAAAAAGAAAGCACCAGCUGGAUAUGCUCUUGGAUCAAUCGAAGGACGUGUAGCUAUUCAAUAUCUCAAUCCUGUCAAUCCCAAAGAUAAUUUCACAUUUAAAUGUCAUAGAGUGAAUGGAACUGCAAAUUUCCAAGAUAUUUAUGCAGUCAAUGACAUCGCAUUUCAUCCUAUUCAUGGAACUUUAGUGACUGUUGGAUCUGACGGAACAUUUAGUUUCUGGGAUAAAGAUGCAAGAACUAAACUUAAAAGUUCAGAAACACUCGAUCAAUCAAUUACAAAAUGCGCGUUUAGUGCUAGUGGACAUAUUUUUGCAUAUGCUAUCGGAUAUGACUGGUCAAAGGGUCAUGAAUAUUACAAUCCACAAAAGAAAAGCUACAUAUUGCUGCGUUCCUGCUUUGAAGAACUCAAACCGCGUCAUAACAAUUAAAAUUUCAGUUGCUUUCUUAAGUAUACAUAACAGAUCAUUGAUACAACAAUAUAAAAAUUUUCAAAUAAAUUAAAAAGUCAAAAAAGAAUCUGGUUUUAAAGCCGCUAUUAUUGUUUUCAGGAGGUAGUCGGCGCAUUUUCUUUUGACGGAUCAGUAAAAUGAAAGUGAAAAGAAGUCAAAAAUAUCGGUUUUUAAAAAUUUAAAUUUUAAAACUUAACAAAUUACACUAAA